UAUCGAUAGGAGCUCUUAUACGUGAAAUAUAAUGUGUUUAAACAAUUGAAUAUUGUAAAGAAAAAUUGUUACGUUUAAAAUAGCUCUCAGUGCGGACAGGGAAAACUGAAAACUGAAGCCUGUCCAAUCGCAGAUGCGGACGGGUGCACACAUGCGUGAUCAGUGUCUGUGUAUGAGCUGUACACGCUGGCGUGCGCAUGUGUGGGGCGCAAAGGUGUGAAGCGGAGCGCGCCGCGGGGCGGAGGCGGCGUGCGCGCCCACUCGCGAUGCCGCGCAGAACCGUCGCGUACGCGGAGUGAUCGUUUUUCCCGCGAUGCUGUGAUUGUGCCAAAGAACGCCAAAGAUAGAGUGAUUGCCAUCGAGUGGUACGCGUAGAGAAGGUAAAUAUGGAGACAGUAACGUCGAUGGGACGCGUAGUCAGUGAAGAGCAAAGAGAGGAGGAACCGACGCAGGAAGCGUUACAACUAGUCAAAAAUGAGGAAAGAAUAGAACAGGAACAAGCUGUGGAUGCCUCCAACGGCGCGAGCGAGCAACCGGCAGUCGAAAUGCACUCCAACGCCGCCAGCCGAGACUCGUCUCCACACCCACACUCGCAGUCCGUGAUCACCUCGCGCCGCGCAGUGCGCACCAUCACCGCCGCCGGGCACAUCACCACCGAGACCGGGGAGCUCGGCAACGACGACGGGGUCAAAGAUGAGCCGCCAGAAACGUCCCAAAUGGAACACGAGCAGCACCAACUCCAGCAUUAUGCGCCCAAGUUAGAAGAAACAGACGGACGUGAAGCCCCACAACAACACUACGACGAGGAAAGGUUACGGUUAGCGGAAGCUGAAACGGCUCGAUAUCUAGCGUUCAAGCAAGAGCCUUAUAGAACGCUACCAUCUCCAGCGUCGGCGGACAAGCGCCUGCAGCCGCAAUACGCUCGCGCCCCGCAGCGGCCGCCCUACGGACGCGGGCUGGCGCUGCGCUACGGGGCGCCUCACCACGUCAUCGUUGCUCAGGAAGGUGAAGCGGAGGAGCACGGGCAUGAAGCCUUUUUAGCGCAUAAAGAUAAAACAGAACAAAUGCAAGUUUACGCAACGAGUGCCGAGGGGGCCAACGGCUCCGCAGACGGGCGGCAGUACGCGGCCGUAUUGAGCGAUCAGGCGGCUGCGUCCACCGCUUUGGAGAUGAUUCAGACGACGUCGCUCAGCAACCAACAGUCCGUGGGAGUGGCGUACCAGCAAGUGAAGUACGAGACGAGGGCAGAGGGCGAGCCGCGGCCCACGACGUACGCGAGCCUGCAGCCGGUGACGUCGGUGCACGGCGGCUACGCGUACGCCGGCCAGAGCCCGCAGUACGGCGGCGCGGGCUACGGCGCCUACGCGGGCGGCGGCAAGGAGCUGCUCACGCUGUACGGCGGCGCGCCGGGCCCGAGCGCGGCGCGCGGCGACGAGUCCCCGCCGGGCCAGCUCAUGUACCGCAGCGACCCCACGCUGUCGUCCUCCUCGCUGACCGCGCGGGGCGCGCACGUCGUGUACGGCUCCGUCGUGCCGCAGUCGCAGACCGUAUACGAAGCUCCGCCGAGUCCCAAUUCUCAGCAGGUGACGCUGUACACGCACGGCAACACGGUGCAGUACAAGGUGGGCGGCGAGCACUACCUGGGGCAGGGCGGCGGCGUGGAGUACGUGCCGGUGUCGGGCUACGAGAGCGGGCUGCUGGUGGAGAGCUACCCGGCGCCGGCGCAGGCCUGGCCCGCGCACAACCUGCUGCCCAUCGACGACGGGUUCGACCCCGCGAUGGCCGGCAUGGGCGAGGUGAAGGAGUGCGUGAACUGCGCCGCGGCCACGACGCCGCUGUGGCGGCGCGACGGCACCGGCCACUACCUGUGCAACGCCUGCGGGCUCUACACGCGCAUCAACGGCGUCAACCGCCCGCCGCUCAAGGGGCAGAAGGCCAAGCCGCAGCAGGCGCUGCAGUAUGUUUGGCAGCCGACGAACGGCAACCGGCGCGUGGGCGUGACGUGCGCCAACUGCCGCACCUCCAACACCACGCUGUGGCGCCGCAACAACAACGGCGAGCCCGUCUGCAACGCCUGCGGCCUCUACUACAAGCUGCACAACGUGAACCGGCCGCUGAGCAUGAAGAAGGACGGCAUCCAGACGCGCAAGCGCAAGCCCAAGAGCAUGGGCGGCGGGCACGGCGGCGCGGCGCGGCCCGGCGGCGCGCUCUCCGGUACGUGCUGGCCCGUGUGCGUGUAGCUCUAGUCCUGUGCCCGGCUCAUGCUUUGUGUGUCGCAGUGGAGGCGCCCCCGCACAAGGUGCUGCCUCCGCUGUACGCGGCGGUGGAGGCGGGCGCGGGCGCGGCGGGCGCGGCGGCCGCGGGCGCGCUGCUGCUGCUGCCCUCUGCGCGCCACCAAGCCGAUAUGUGAGUACAUACUCCGAGACGUGCUUGCCGUUCGCUGAAAUUUAUGCCUGUGUUUCAAGAUCGGUAUUCGUUUUUGAUCAAAACACACUGAUUCGAGUUCAAUCUUGAAAACAGCAGCACUAACCGUCUUGUUUUAAAAACACCAAGCACUGAAAUAACAUUGGGCUUCGUGCACCACGUCUUUGUACAACUGACGCCUGUCUUCAACUCUCUUCUGCUCUCGCACUCAAAGGUACUGCAUAUCGGCUUGCGACUAGAACUAGUCUGGUUUUGGUUGUGUGUUACUGAACCUGUGCUCGAACGUUCAUGUGCCAGUCUUACGCGUCGCAGUGUAUUUGCGCGUGUCUUAUGCUCGUUAUCUCAAGGUUUGCGUUGCGCUUACACUCGGCUGUUGUUUCACUUUCAGCUAUUUUUACAAUGUGUGCUCUGCGCUCACCUACUUAGUAGACCCGAACGCUGGUGUUGGUUAGUAAACUGUAAUCUGUCUCGAGCACCGUAGUUUCAGAAAUAUCAUAAUGUUAUGCUAGCUUCAUGCUUAUAAAUAAAUUAGUAAGCUAAAAUUUUUGUAAUAGGUACCAAUACUCAUACUUACCUACAUUAUAAAGAAAAUACAUUUAAUUUGCCAACAAGGCGUAGUACUUACUUAUCUAAUCAUAUUUUAUUUCUGUCAUUGGAACAAGAUUAUAUUUUUAAUUCUUGGCAUUUUAUUUCAAUAGGUUCACCACGAUAAUUAUGAUAUUGCCAUAAUUGUUCAUAGUUUACGAUAUAUUUUUCUUUUUGUUUUUAUUGGCAUUGCCUUGUAUUUUUCCAUUGAAAUACCUACUAGAUCGGAUCGAGACAGCUGAACCGAUUUCGCAACUGAUUAGGAUCUUAUCAGUCUUGUGACAUGUGCCGACGCCGACACGCAAUAUCCGUGGAUUUCAUCAAUUUUAUGUAUAAAAAUAAAAUCAUUCGUCAUAGGCAAUUCUUUUUUACUACUGCUUCAGUUACUGCUAAGCUCAUAAGUUUUUAUUUAAACAAAAUGCAAAGUUAAGUCAACAUACAAAAUAGAAUUAUUAAGAAUUUAGUUGGGCAAUCCAGAAGCGCGAUUUUAAUACAAUAUUUUCAAACGCCAGUAAACAUUACAAGGGCUGUCAAUACACUGGAAUCUAUUCAAUGAUUGCCAUACUUUUCAAUCAAAAGGCGUCCUCUGCUGGACUAAGACGUCAAUUAUAAAUUUCCACAGCGACCGGUCUUGUGCUGUCCGUAUUUACUAGUGGCAUUCCGCAGCUUUCACUAGGUACGCCAAAACGAAAACGCCCAGUUGGAUUUUUCACAUCUCAGACUCGCACAUCAAUAAUAUUUUGCCCCGGUGAGAAAAAGACGUAGAUCCGCGGCGUUCCCCGUGAAGCGUUCGAUAGCUAGACAUUAAAAAUGUCGAGUCAAAUGUCUCCAGAAACAAAUGAUAUAAUACAUCACAUGUUCAAUAUUGUGUAUUAUGUAACUUAAUUUCCAAUUGUGUUAAAUAGUAUAUGUUACAUCAACGAUUUCGUUUGAUUCAAAAAGUAUUUCGUAUUUUUUCACUCUAUAGUAUAUUGAGAGUGUAAUCAAUUCGAUAAGUUUAUUGCUUGUUUAAUGUAAAUGGAUAAAUAAUGUCAAUAGGUUUUAUGAAGUAUAUCAGUUUCCUAAAGCAUCGGUGUUGAUGUGUUCCGCAGGGUACCAGCGCUAGAGCGCGGCGCGCCGCACUACCGCCCGCCGUGACCGCCCGCGCAUCCUGUACAUACUAGUUUGUAAUCCACUCACAUUCAAGGUGGACCCAACCCUCUCGCAUUCUAUGAGCACUUAAUGAGAAAACGCAAUUGAAAAUUAUCAAGAGCAGAUUUUUGUCAAAAGAUACGACUGUGUACGAGUAAGUAUCGCACCAGAAGUAAAUUAUGACAAUGAGCAUUAGUUAUAGAUACUUUACAGCAAGACGAUGCUAGAGAUGUGGGUGUGGGCCUGCCUUUGUAAAUAUUGUGAAUUGUUGUGUAAAUUAAGAAAAUAGAACAAAAGCAGCUUUGAGCCAAAUAUAAAAUACAUACGAGUCUAAUAAUUUUGUACAGUAAUUUUAUCUGUUGUGUUCACUGUUGAACGUCAACUGACGCAUAGUUUACUUAAGUUAAUUCUCAAAUAGUGUAACAGCGUUCGAAUUACCGCUUAUUUUAUAAAGUUGUGCGUUUGCGCAGCGUUAGGUUAAAUAAAUGAAUAAAUCCAACAUACGUAUAUAGAGUUUAUGUUGUCGUCUCUGCAAUAAGGAGUUGCUUUCAACAUUUUGUAUUGAAAGGGAAAUACGUAUUUUAAUUGUACACGGAGCAACGUAUGGAUAAAUAAUGACGUAUUAUGAAAACAUAUUUGUACCUACCGAUAAAAAAUUUAAGCAUUCUUCUAACCCGUCUACAAUUAUUUAAUUAACUUUUUCUAGAACGCAUGACGUUUCCUACAGACGAGUUUAACUGUUAUUUAGCAACGAAUUUAUUAAUUACUAUUUACUUGUUUAAGAGUUGACAUAACUGCGUGUAAAUGUAAAGAGUUCCGAGUGUUUGCUAUAGGUCUGUAUUAUUUAUGAUUUGACAGAGUCACUGAUGUAAUGUGGAGUAAAGAAAAUUACUAUUUUUA
Molecule: messenger RNA, 5040 nt
Organism: Ostrinia furnacalis (Asian corn borer)
Lineage: Eukaryota; Metazoa; Arthropoda; Insecta; Lepidoptera; Crambidae
Product: transcription factor GATA-6
Exons: 6
Coding region: 387-2240 (617 amino acids)
Biological process (GO): positive regulation of transcription by RNA polymerase II; cell fate commitment; negative regulation of transcription by RNA polymerase II
Cellular component (GO): nucleus
Molecular function (GO): DNA-binding transcription factor activity, RNA polymerase II-specific; RNA polymerase II cis-regulatory region sequence-specific DNA binding; zinc ion binding
Source: RefSeq, a predicted model, not a curated record